Harpegnathos saltator (Jerdon's jumping ant) is the source of this 5068-nucleotide messenger RNA. RefSeq names its product neuroligin-1. Gene Ontology annotation, biological process: proton transmembrane transport. The transcript has 11 exons. The coding region runs from base 169 to 3603 and encodes 1144 amino acids. Lineage: Eukaryota; Metazoa; Arthropoda; Insecta; Hymenoptera; Formicidae. Gene Ontology annotation, cellular component: membrane. Gene Ontology annotation, molecular function: antiporter activity. The record is from RefSeq and is a predicted model, not a curated record.
GGAAAAGGGCGCAGGGCGCGACGACGACGACGACGAGAACGAGGACGAGGACGAGAGCGGCGGCGGGAAGACAGCGGAAGUCGAAAGCGGAAGAAGCGGCUCGUCCAUCGGCAGGAGGGCCCCACAGAUGCGGGGCCCGAAGGGGCCAGUCCGCGGCGGCGUGACGCGAUGCGGACAUCCUCCUCCUCUUUGCCGAGGAAGAGGAAGAGGAAGGAUCUCUCGCCUCUCGACACCGUCCUCCGCGUCGCUCGGCGGCCGGCAGCUAGAUAUGUCGCUCGCGAGCCCCCGCGAGCCGACCUUGCCGUAUCGCAUCGAACGAGCCAGCGAAUCCUCCGGCACGAGGGACGACGCGAGGGCGGCCCCUCGGAGACCUCGCGGCCGCAGGAGCGUCCAACGAGUGACCCUCUCGGCGAGCGACGACGUCGCCGGCGAGGACAAGGCGCGAAGGAGGAGGUGCUCGCGGCCCCUGCCGUCAGGACCACGGCCCACAUCGUCAGGAGCGUGCUCCUGUUGCUGGCGCUGCUCUGCGCUCAAUGCUGCCUGGCGACCGGCGAGGCCCUCGCCGGCACUCAGAAGUACUGCACGCGCACCGUCAAGACACGCUACGGCAUCCUCCGCGGCGUCGAGGCCCGCUCGUCCACGGCCGUCGAGACUUACUACGGUGUGCCGUACGCGACGCCCCCUCUCGGCGCGCUGCGCUACAUGCCGCCGGUCACCCCCACGCCGUGGCGCGGCACCAAGUUCGCCGACACCAUGCCGCCGGCAUGCCCGCAGCGGCCGCCGGAGCCGGACACGAGCCUGCCGCGCCGGAGACGCGCCUACCUCGAGAGACUGGCGCCCAUAUUGGCCAACCAAAGCGAAGACUGCCUGUAUCUGAACCUAUACGUGCCGAAACCUCCUCAUGGUAGUAUCGCGGACUCGCUGCCGACUGUCCUCCUCAUCCACGGCGACUCCUACUCGUGGGGUGCUGGCAACUCGUUCGACGGGACCGCCCUGGCCGCCCACGGACGCCUCAUCGUCGUCUCCAUCAAUUUUCGCCUGGGCGUGCUCGGCUUUCUGAAAACCGGGUCGAAAGGGAGCGCGCAGGGCAAUUACGGAUUGAUGGAUUUGGUGGCGGGGCUUCAUUGGCUGCGCGAGAAUCUCGGCGCUUUCGGCGGCGAUCCGGAGAGACUGGCGCUGCUGGGCCACGGCACCGGGGCGGCUCUCGCCAAUUUUUUAGCCGUCUCCCCUAUGGCGAAAGAGCUGAUCGGGAGGGUGAUCCUGCUCGGAGGCUCGGCCCUCUCGCCAUGGGCGGUCCAGCGGGACCCGCUGACGGUGAAGCGCCGGGUCGCCGAUCAGACCGGCUGUCCGAGCGACGUCGAGGCCGACGACAUCGCACCGUGCCUUCGCUUGAGGAGCCUGGAGGAGCUGCUGGCGGUGAAGCUGGACCCGCCGAGAUUCACUUCCGGCUUCGCGCCCUUCGUCGACGGGGCCGUUCUGCCGCCGACAGUCAAUCAGAACUUCCAGCCCACUGCCUCUUCUUCGGGACUGAUGCCGAUCGUGCCCGGACCCGGCGCUGAAUUCGCGGACUUUGGCAACCGCGACCUGCUCUUCGGUCUGACGUCCGAGGAAGCCUGGCUGAACCUUUCCGAGGAUGAUCUACAGAACGGCUUGAACGAGACGAGGAGAGAUCGUAUAUUGCGCACUUACGUCCGGAACACCUACCGGUACCAUUUGCAUGAAAUCUAUUCGACUCUUCGGAACGAGUACACCGACUGGGAACGGGGCGAGCAGAGUCCCGUGGCGAUCUGCGACGGUCUCUUAUCUCUCCUCGGAGACGGCCAAGUCGCCGCGCCGCUCCUCAGACUGGCCCUACUGCACUCCGCCUCCGCGGGACGGGGCUAUUUCCUGCACUUCCAGCCCGAUGAUCGACCGAGCCAGAAGGGCGAGGAAGUGCCGUAUCUCUUGGGCAUACCUCUUCUUCGCGGCGAGCUCACGUCCGCGACGUCCGCCUUUGGCAACUAUACGACCGCCGACGAGAACCUGUCGAAGCUCCUCGUCCAUUACCUGGCCAACUUCGUGAGGCGCGGGUCGUGGCUGUACCUAUUCUGCGCGCGAUGCCAUGGCCGCGACGACACGCCGUCCUGGGAGCCGAAGGGCUGGCGGAAGGCCUGCCCGCAGCCGUUCUGCCCGACCUACCGGAAGUUUGCGCGGAUCCUUUGCCUCUUCCUGCUCGGCCUGUUGCUGUGGGGGGUUGCCUACUCGGUCAUCGGCGACGACGCGGCACCGGGCGGUCCGCUCUUCGGCCUGGCCUCCCUCUGCAUCGCCGCGCACUUUGGAGGUUGGCUCAUCUCACUCACCACCUUGCCGGCUUUGAUCGGCAUGCUCGUCACCGGCCUAAUUCUGCAGAACACGGGUCUCGUCCAGAUCGGCGGCGAAUACGCAGUGGUGGUCUCUAAUCUGCGGAAAAUCGCCUUGGUCAUCAUACUGACCAGAGCGGGCUUGGAUCUCGAUCCGAACGCCCUGAAGAGACUGAGGCUUACCGUGCCGAAGCUCGGCCUGAUACCCUGGGUGGUGGAGGCCACGGUGGUCGCUGCGUUGACGACCCACCUGCUAGGUCUGCCUUGGAUCUGGGGUUUCCUGCUCGGCAGCAUCAUAGCUGCCGUCUCGCCGGCUGUCGUGGUGCCUUGCCUCUUCAGGUUACGUGCCAAAGGUUACGGAGUCGCCAAGGGCAUCCCGACGCUGAUUAUCGCGGUGGCCGGGAUCGACGACGCGGCGUCGGUGGCAGUUCACGGCAUCGUCAAGAGCGUCAUGUUCUCCCACGACGCGCUCUGGUACCAGAUCCUGCAGGGGCCCAUCGCCAUUAUCGGCGGCCUGGGAUUCGGUAUUAUGUGGGGUUGGCUGGCUAAAUACGUGCCGGAAAAGGGCGACCCCUUCAUGGUGCCACUGAGAGUGCUGAUGUUACUCGGGGGUGGGCUGCUGGCAGUCUUCGGCAGCGAGGCGAUCGAGCUCGGCGGCGCUGGGCCGCUGGCGGUCGUGGCCGCAGCUUUCGUCAGCUGCUACUUUUGGCAGCAGGAAGGCUGGGAAGUGGACGAUAAUCCGGUGGCCACAUCCUUCGAGAUUUUCUGGAUGAUAUUCGAGCCGAUCCUCUUCGGCAUCACCGGCACGCAGAUCAAGAUCAAUGAGCUCGAUGGCAAGACUGUGUACCUCGGCCUGGGCUGCUUAAUCGCCGGCAUCGUCAUCCGGAUUGCCAUCACGGUGCUGGUCGGGAUCGGCUCGAACCUCAACCUCAAGGAGAAGGUGUUCAUCGCGCUGUCGUGGAUGGCCAAGGCGACCGUGCAGGCGGCUUUGGGGCCCAGUACCCUCGAUGAGGUGGACAAGGACGAUGGAAAACAGGUCGAGUACGCCGAGACGGUGUUGACAUUGUGUGUACUCUCGAUACUCCUGACCGCUCCUGCCGGCGCCAUCAUCAUCUCGCUGUCAGGGCCGAAGCUCCUGACGAAGACCAACACGCCGGUGCCGCCGCCGGAGGCCUGGAAGACGCGCAGGCCGUCGAUCCGCGACAUCUCCAUCAUCAACGAGGACCCGGACCUCGAGGAGACGGCGAACGAAAGGAAACCUUGACAGUCGCACGUUGUCUGCGUACAACCGCGAAGCGGACGGUCCCCAUGAGUGUCGAGAAGCGUGAGUGUCGGGAAAAGGAAAGCGGAAGGCUGAAAGUGCCUUUGUUGUAGCCGACGGCGUCGGCGUGACUGAACGUUCGCGAGCCGCGCCAGUCGCCGAGGUGUUAAAUGACCGAUGCAGCAACUAUCGACAGUCCCUGUAUAUUAGCGAUGGCUGUGUGGAAAACGACGUCGCGCGAUUAUUGACAGCCGCUCGGUCGAUACGCAGGUGCCCAUGCUCGAAAAUGGAGUAUUCGCGCGUUCCCGCGGCAGGCGCCUCCACCAUGCGAGAGAAAGAGAGGCCCGAGCGGAGAGCGCGAGACUCCCUCGUCCCUGAUCUGAUGGCGACGACUUCUUCGGUGGAUUCAUCCACGACCGCAUCUCUCUCUCUCUCUCUCUCUCUCUCUCUCUCUCUCUCUCUCUCUCUCUCUUCGGGCCGCUCUUCUCACGCACGCGAUCCAUUAGCGAGACCACGCAAGCGUACGUUUUGUCUUAACUUUCCUCUUUCGUUAGCGUAUAAAACUAACCUCGUCGCGCCUCCGAGCGAGGCCAAGAAAGGCGAAGACGACAUAACUUUGUUAUGGGAGGGCAGAGGGGGGGAUAUUCAAGCGUUUAACACGUAACGUUAGCGGUCUUACCGAUCAAACUCCACGUUAGCUUUCGUUGGGGCAAUUUAUCCUGUUUGUUCGUUUUCUUUCUUCUUUUAUCCGAAUACGGCGGAAGAGAACCGCGCUCGGUUCGCCAAGGUUUGCCAGCCGAUAUCGGCAAGAACAUGGUACGUAAGCGCGAUCGCACAGCAUUCGCGCAAGUGAGGUCUGUUUCGGAAACUUUGGUUUUAGUUGUAAGGUUGGCAGGCCUUGAGCUAACCUAGAUACGUUCCGUAAUUGAACAGCUGAUCACGCUUGGACGUUCAUGACCGUGUACUAAUUCUGUUUACAAACUUGGCUUUAGCUAUUAACUUUGUAAUAUUAGGUAGAGAAAUGGAUAGAUUAGUUACUUGUUAUCUCGACAAUCAAUUAGCUGAUUAAUGACGGAACGUAUCUAGGUUAGUUUAAGGCCCACCAAUCUCGUAACUGAAACCAAAGUUUCCGAAAGCGAUUUCGGAAUAGGCCUGUGGUCGCGUCCGACGGACUUUCUGCGGUUUGAAGCGAGCCGUUUGCAUGGACGAUGAAUAACCGACGCGUUUGAGGCGCAACGCCCUACCGCCGGCCAUGAAAUCAUGCCGCGCGUGAUGUCGCGGUUUUCGCUCUCUCGCCAAGCCGAGCGGGAAUAGUUCUUCAAAAAGUGGCGUGAACUUCCGGCGCGGUUCCGACGCGAGCGACCUCUAGCGCGAGCCGAUGCGUCGUCGCGCGAAGCCAGAAUUCUACUGUUAGAUUCCAUUUGGAUUCCAUGGAAUAUACACUGAAAAUAAAGGCAAUUUUUCGCUA